Molecule: messenger RNA, 633 nt
Organism: Vigna umbellata (rice bean)
Lineage: Eukaryota; Viridiplantae; Streptophyta; Magnoliopsida; Fabales; Fabaceae
Source: RefSeq, a predicted model, not a curated record
AGUUUAACUUGUAGGUUUAGCUCUGUUGCCUUAUAAAAGCAGAGGCAGAACCCCUGUUCAGUGAAGGGGAUAAACCCUAGCGCCGCGAGGCCAAGAAACGUCGUCGGAGUCUCUGCGUCGAAGACUGCUUGAAUUUUCAAAUGGAACUGCCAAAUGUAACAAUUCCUAAAGUUGGACAAAAACCCCCGGCAAAAUUGAAGUUUCCCACGCCGAAAGAGCUGAUAUCCCACUAUGAGUCUCAGGGUAUGGACUCGCAAGAGGCGUCGAUGAAGGUCAUUGAGGAUCUUCAGAAGGCGCUAUUUGGAGUCGUAUCCUCUGGCAAAGGUAGAAACGAUAAGCUAUUGGCCGAGUCUUCUAAGAAGAUUGAUUCAAUUAGCAAUAGACUUACUGUUCUCGACUUGAAGCUAGAUUCUAAGCCUGGGUAUGUCGAGACUUUUGCAAUUGGCCUGGCUUCAGGCGCUGCUCUCAAAGGUAUAGGUGCACUUGUGCCUCAUAUCCUUGCCCCUCUAGCUCAGAUAUUGAAUUCUGUUUCCGCUGCCACUAAAUCUUCUCCCCAAUGAUACAUUCUCGUUGUGGGUGUAACUAUUAGUUUUAGUAGUAUGAUUUUUUCAGUCAAUCCAAUAAUUAUGUUUU